UCUCAGAAUAAAUCUGAGAGAAGAAGAGAAAGCAAAAUAUGUUAAUGAGAAUGAAAUGAUUCUCCUGACAAAAACUGUUAAACUUAGUGAGUACUGAGUAGGGAGUUGCCAGCCAUGUCCGUUGAACUCAAGCUCUCUCGUUCCAAUCGUAUCUAUCGCCCUUCGGAAGCUCUGGAAGGCAAAAUCAUUGUCAAAACUCAGUCUUCAAUUUCCCACUAUGGAAUUCGCCUUACUGUCAAAGGAUCCGUUAACUUGCAGGUUCGUGGAGGAUCAGCUGGGGUUGUUGAGUCAUUCUAUGGUGUUAUUAAGCCCAUCCCAAUUGUGAAUAGGACCAUUGAGGUUAAAUCUUCUGGAAAGAUUGGUUCGGGUACAUCGGAGAUACCAUUCUCAGUGAAUCUUAGACAGCGGGAUGAAAAUUUAGAAAGAUUUUAUGAGACUUUCCAUGGUGCAAAUAUUAGUAUCCAGUAUUUGGCAACUGUAGAUAUAUCUCGUGGAUACUUGCAUAAAUCAUUAUCAGCAACAAUGGAGUUCAUUGUUGAAAGUGAUAAAGAAAAUUCAGCUGAUCUUCAACAACAACCACUUUCUCCAGAGAUGGCAAUCUUUUACAUUACCCAAGACACUCAAAGGCAUCCUCUACUUCCUGAAUUAAAAUCUGGUGGAUUUCGGGUGACAGGAAAAAUCUCUACUCAAUGUUCUUUGUCUGGUCCUAUUAGUGGUGAGUUAACUGUAGAAACAUCUGCAGUUCCAAUUCAUUCUAUUGACAUUCAGUUGUUUCGAGUUGAGUCCGUUCUUCUUGGGGAGAAAAUUGUGACCGAAACCUCUCUGGUCCAAACAACACAGAUAGCAGAUGGAGAUGUGUGCCGUAAUUUGACGCUGCCUAUUUAUGUAAUACUACCACGCCUUUUGACCUGUCCAACAACCUUAGCUGGUCCCUUCUCAGUUGAGUUCAAAGUUGCCAUCGUUAUAAGCUUUCAGUCAGAGCUAAGUAAACUGCACAAAAAAUCUGACGCCAAAACUCCGAGACUAUGGCUGGCAAUGGAAACAUUACUGCUUGAGUUGGUUCGGACAAAGUAAGAUGAUUUAAUUGUGUGGUUUAUCAAAAUAUGAAUAUGUGGAUAAAUAUGGAACAUGGCUUUACUCAUGCAACAUUUUAGAUAGGUUUGAGUAAAUUGGGUAUUUGACUUCUCAAGUUUCAUGUAAUGUAGCUCAAUCUUUUACUGCAGCAUUGCAUUGAGAAACAUUUCUUAAUCUCUGGAUCCAAA
Glycine soja is the source of this 1262-nucleotide messenger RNA. RefSeq names its product Down syndrome critical region protein 3 homolog. Gene Ontology annotation, biological process: intracellular protein transport. The record is from RefSeq and is a predicted model, not a curated record. The transcript has 11 exons. Bases 115 to 1074 code for a protein of 319 amino acids. NCBI's taxonomy places the organism in Eukaryota, Viridiplantae, Streptophyta, Magnoliopsida, Fabales, Fabaceae. Gene Ontology annotation, cellular component: endosome.